GGAGGUGUCUGGAAGGCCUUAUGGGAGCAGCACAUGAACCAAGCAUUUUGUGUCUCAGACUGCAGUUUUUAAUAAUCUCUUGAAAUAGUUCCACAAUUAUAGAAAACUGUUAUUUGACCUUCUGCACCACAGAUCAUUCCAUUUAAUAAUGUUCUUUCAGAUUCUCUGGGCCACGCUUACACUACUUCAUGUUGUGAAUACUGCCAAGGCCACUUCCCACUGAGCAGUGCUGGGGUCAGAGGGACAUGCUGCAGGUUUGGCCAUGGAGGGAAGGGCUGGGGUUUGUGUUAAUUCAGGUGUGUGGGCAGUGUGAAUGUGGCCCCCGAAAAUACCUCUAAUGUGAAAAUACUUGAUACCUCCAUGUUUUAAAUUUUAGCUGCUUCUCCCUCCAAACUUUUGCCCCUUUGUGAAUUAAUCAAAUCAUAACUGGGAGGCUUUGCAUCCAUCCCAACAACUCAACAUCAUAGAUUGGUCCAGGAAGGAGAGUACAAAAGGAGCUGGUCUGCCUCUGUUCUGGCCCUUGAUGCCAUCUCAUAGUGUAGAUGAGUCCUGUGUAGAGUCAACAUAAAAUCAAGAUAAGAAACACUUAAUUGGUGUCUUUGCAAGUCUCAGGGGCAAAGUACAGUACAUUAAAUCAGAGAUAUGUCCUGCUACUUUAACAAGAAUUUUGGAUACAGAGUAAUCAAUAAAUGCCAAAUUCAAGUCACUUGUGUCACGGAGCAUGUUAACCCACACGUGAGCUCCAGGAAUGCAGUGGGAUUAUUCAUUGGUAAGGUAUUUUAGGAAGUAAAGAUAUUAGAUCUGCCCACUGAGUGAGGAGUCUUAGAGAAAUCCUGAGGCAGCUUGAGGGAUAAAGUACUGCUCAAUUAGCUCUGAGCAUCUCUACAUGCUGCAGCAAUUUCCUGGAGGAGAGUCACAACAGGAUCGUUCAGUGGCACUUUCCUAACUUGCUAAGGCCACCUUCAGUAAGUUGUCCCCUGCAGAUGCUGAUCAAUAUUCAGCUUUCAGUUCAUGUCACCCUUCCAACAUCAGCUUUUGCCUGUUCAGGGCUAUAACCAGCACCUGACCAUGCUGUGAUGAUACCUAUUGAUCAUUUAAUCUAUGAUUUCAUGUAAAAGUCACCCUGGACUUCCUGGUUCCACUUUCAGUUCCACUUGAAAAGUGCACUUUACUCCCUCAGCUCUGAGAAAUGUGAGUUGAACUGGAGUCUCUUGGUCAGGGGCAGCAGGGAAUUGCUGUGUCCUAAAUCUCUGAAAUAAUGCAAAGUGCCCCUGCUUCAUCUAGGGCUAACAAGAGAGAUUUCAAGACUUAAUCCAGGACAGUUGUUCUAAUGAGGAAAUACCAUCAUGUCUGUUUAACAGAUCAACCUGUUCUCUUUAUCACUUGUCUUCAUGUGACUUUCCUCCUCAAAUGCACCUUUGAUCCAACUGGGAAAUUGAUCUUUUAUCUGUUGCGUGAGAAUUUCUCUGAAUUAAUCCUUUCCCACUUGAAUCUCUCUCUCCACUUUACCUGUAAUGUCCACUUUCUGUUGAAGUCUUCCUAAGUGAACUCAGCUUCAGUGUUGGGGUUUCUUGUUCUUUCACAGCUGGAUUCCCCAUUCUUUGCUCCAGAGCACAGGACAGACCCACUGCUGGCAAACUCUCCCCUGCUCUGGAUCCCCCUGCUCAGUCCUUUGUCCUCUUAUUCUGUCAUGCCAAUUGUGCCACUUUGUUCCUUUUAUCACCUCUACUAAAUGUCUUGUCAAUCUGCCAAUCUGCCCAGAAAUCUUUCAUCCAAUGAUUUCCUCCUUGGCAGUUUCUGAUUCAUCUUUCUCUCUGUUCCUCUACCUUCACUUAGGGUGAAAAAAUUUCAUUAGACAUUUCAAAACAAUCAAAACAGCCUCAGUUACCCAGUGAAAUGGAAAAUCAGAACAGAGCCGUCCCACUUUGCUGCAGUCCCAGCUCUCUCCUGCCAAUGAGCAUAUUAAUGAGAUUUCAGUAUCAAGCAAGAGCCAAACAGAAAUGAGUUUCAUACCCUGGAUGCAGAUUCAGCGAGCACUGACUGGAGACGGAACUCUGUGUACCCAGAAAGAAAAUACGUGAAAAACUGCAGCAAUCCCUCCAGUCAGGAUUCCAUCUUUAUGAUUCAACACAAAGCAGGCCAUGUCGGUUCUUCCAGAUCUUCACCUGCAUUAUGUGCAGACCUGUCAAAAUUUGAGCCAGCCUGAAAACCCCUUCAUUGCUCGUGUGCUUCAAGAAGCUGAUAAAAAUGAUGAAAUAAGUACAAAAGGAAUCACAUUAAAAUUAGCUGGAAAUAAUCAUCUGGUGCCUGUGCCGAGAGUGACAGAUGGCGAUCUUGGAGUUCUUGUCUCUGUCUUAGGCCAAGCUGCCUUUGUCACAGGCUUGGAUCUUGCCUAUAAUUUAUUGACUGAUGCUGGAGCAAAGACCAUGGCAACAUUCCUCCAGGAAAACUCCACUCUGCGGUACCUGAACCUGAUGUUCAAUGACAUUGGCACAAGUGGGGCAGAGCUGAUAGCAGGAGCACUCUAUAGCAAUCAAAGUCUUGUGCAUCUGAGAAUGACUGGAAACAAAAUAGGAAACCAAGGUGGGAUGUUCUUUGCUUCAAUGCUAAAAAUUAACUCGACCUUAGAGAAGUUGGAUCUUGGAGACUGUGAUGUGGGCCUGCAGUGUCUGACAGCAACAGCCAUAGCCCUGACUCAAAACAAAUCACUCAAAGCCAUAAACCUAAAUCGUCCUUUGCUAUCCAGCCAACAGGAAGAGUCCACAGUUCAUAUAGCUCGGAUGUUGAGGAGUAAUUCUUCUCUUGUGGAACUACACUUGGGCAAGCAUGAAAUGAAAAGCUUUGGUGUAGAGCAACUGUGUGAAGCCCUGUAUGGAAACUCCAGCCUGAAAUACCUUGACCUUAGCUGUAAUAACAUAAUCUGUGAUGGAGUUAAAUUUUUGGGAAAGCUACUAAAAAAGAACCAAACCUUGGAGAUCCUGGAUCUUAAUGCAAACCGAAUAGAAGAUGAUGGAGCCAUUUACCUGAGUGAGGCCUUGUCAACGUGGAACAGGAGUCUGCAGGUGUUGUCUGUUGUAAGCAACAAUAUAACUGGCAAAGGACUUUUAGCUCUUGCACAUGCAAUACAAUCCAACAUGAAACUUUCCCAUAUUUACAUCUGGGGCAACAAAUUUGAUAAAAGCACCCGUGUGGUAUUCUCGGAGCUGAUUGGGAUGGGCCGCCUGGAGCAGGGCUGCACAGACGUGGCUCCCUACGAGGUGGAUGGCGAGGUUUUCCUGGCAGAGAUGUCCCAUGGGCUGGGCAAACACCGCUACUGGGCCCCACGCUGCGCCACCGUGGCCCCCAACGCCGCCAACGCCAGCCUGGCAAUCCUCCCCGUCUCGGAGUAUUUGUGAGUGAGGCAGCAUCCCUGCACCUGAGCUUUCCCUACUUGGGGUCUAGUAAAAUAGUUUAUAUAAGUAUCAGACUUGCUGCAUGAUGUUUCUUUGGGGUAUGAGUCUAGGAGGAAUCUACCUCUGCUUGAAAUGGCAACAGAGAGAAAAUAUCAAAGAAAUUACCUCAAAAUUUGUUGCUAAAUAGUGCUCCAUCUAUUAAAAGUCUGUAACUAUGGUAAGGUUUGUACCCAGGCAGAGCACACAGACAAAAGCAACAUCCAGGACUGCUGCUGGGCAGCAGAUCAGGUAUCCUGCAAUCAGAUUCCUGCUGAAGCUGAGAGCUUUGGGUAAAUCCAUUUGUUAGAGCUGUUCUCCCUGUUCUCUUUCAUUUUCCUUAUCAAUUACAUCCUUUUGAUCUUCCAGUAGUGACUUCUUUUAAACCAAGGUAAGUGAACUUGAGCAUUAAGCCACAGCCAUGCCAGAAUUUAAAGCUGGUGAACCCAGUUUGCUGGGAUAUACACAGAAUUUUGAUUAAAUUGUAGCACAUACUUGUUUCUUCUACUACAAAUAGAAACCACCACCAAAUCUGGUGCAAUCAUUUCUUCUCAUCUCAUGAAAACUCCCUAAAAACAUUUGUAUCAUUAUAUCCCUGUGGCAAUUCCUACAUGAGUAAGACAACAUAUGCAUGUAAUAGUAGUUAAACAUUGUUUAACUGUUUGGACAGACUUUGUAUAAGUUUGGGAAUCACUCUGCUACUUUCCUUUUUGCAUUCAUUCUGCACAUUCCUGCAGAAGUGACUUAACUUAUGCUCCUAAACAGAAAAAGUCACCAAAUGGAACAUCAGAGGUUUGCUCCAAGCCUUUCCUUAAUGCAACCUUUUGUCCCUCUAAAUGUGCCUGUUAAAUAUUAGCAUAAAGUAGCAGAAUAAUCUGUGACUCUACGUACAAGAUCAAAGCAUGAGGGGAAAAAUAUAAGAAAGUAA
Messenger RNA from Parus major (Great Tit), 4356 nucleotides. It is a transcript of the gene LRRC34, whose product is annotated as leucine rich repeat containing 34. Bases 2142 to 3395 code for a protein of 417 amino acids. NCBI's taxonomy places the organism in Eukaryota, Metazoa, Chordata, Aves, Passeriformes, Paridae. Gene Ontology annotation, molecular function: protein binding. The record is from RefSeq and is a predicted model, not a curated record. The transcript has 12 exons.